AUGAACCUCCUUCGUCUGUGGUACGCGCCCAGUCCAGGAGAGAUCUCCGAUGAAGUGGCACUUCCCCAAGAAACGAAUUCGGGAAGGGCAGGAAACGUGGAAGAAGAAGAGGAAUUCGCAGGGAAUCAUAUAAAGGAGGAAAAGGAGACAGAUUUGAGCUCAAAAGUCCGACUGACCACAUCGGCAGGAAUUCCGAUCCCAUGGACGCAACAACCAUCAGCAGGCGGAACAGGCGAGAGAUUUGCCGCGGCUCGUCCAAGCGACCAGAUUCCCAGAAAUACCGAUCCCAUGGAAGGUACCACCAUGAACAGAGAAUCCUUCAAAGGUGGAACUGGUGAUAGAUUCGCAACUGCUCGUCCGACUGAUCAGAUCGGGAGAAAUACCGAUCCCAUGGAAGGUACCACCAUGAACAGAGAAUCCUUCAAAGGUGGAACUGGUGAUAGAUUCGCAAUUGCUCGUCCGACUGAUCAGAUCGGGAGAAAUACCGAUCCCAUGGAUGCAAUAACUAUGAACAGGGAGUCAUACAAAGGCGGAACAGGCGAGAGAUUUGCCGCGGCUCGUCCAAGCGACCAGAUUCCCAGAAAUACCGAUCCCAUGGAAGGUACCACCAUGAACAGAGAAUCCUUCAAAGGUGGAACUGGUGAUAGAUUCGCAAUUGCUCGUCCGACUGAUCAGAUCGGGAGAAAUACCGAUCCUAUGGAAGGUACCACCAUGAACAGAGAAUCCUUCAAAGGUGGAACUGGUGAUAGAUUCGCAAUUGCUCGUCCGACUGAUCAGAUCGGGAGAAAUACCGAUCCCAUGGAAGGUACCACCAUGAACAGAGAAUCCUUCAAAGGUGGAACUGGUGAUAGAUUCGCAAUUGCUCGUCCGACUGAUCAGAUCGGGAGAAAUACCGAUCCCAUGGAUGCAAUAACUAUGAACAGGGAGUCAUACAAAGGCGGAACAGGCGAGAGAUUUGCCGCGGCUCGUCCAAGCGACCAGAUUCCCAGAAAUACCGAUCCCAUGGAAGGUACCACCAUGAACAGAGAAUCCUUCAAAGGUGGAACUGGUGAGAGAUUUGCAAUUGCUCGUCCGACUGAUCAGAUCGGGAGAAAUACCGAUCCUAUGGAAGGUACCACCAUGAACAGAGAAUCCUUCAAAGGUGGAACUGGUGAUAGAUUCGCAAUUGCUCGUCCGACUGAUCAGAUCGGGAGAAAUACCGAUCCCAUGGAUGCAAUAACUAUGAACAGAGACAAUUGGUACAAAGGCGGAACAGGCGAGAGAUUUGCCGCGGCUCGUCCAAGCGACCAGAUUCCCAGAAAUACCGAUCCCAUGGAAGGUACCACCAUGAACAGAGAAUCCUUCAAAGGUGGAACUGGUGAUAGAUUCGCAAUUGCUCGUCCGACUGAUCAGAUCGGGAGAAAUACCGAUCCCAUGGAUGCAAUAACUAUGAACAGAGAGUCAUACAAAGGCGGAACAGGCGAGAGAUUUGCCGCGGCUCGUCCAAGCGACCAGAUUCCCAGAAAUACCGAUCCCAUGGAAGGUGGAACUGGUGAGAUUGCAUUCGUUUCGAUGGGAUCCGAUCCCAUGGAAGGUACCACCAUGAACAGAGAAUCCUUCAAAGGUGGAACUGGUGAUAGAUUCGCAAUUGCUCGUCCGACUGAUCAGAUCGGGAGAAAUACCGAUCCUGGGUACCACCUGAACAGAGAAUCCUUCAAAGGUGGAACUGGUGAUAGAUUCGCAAUUGCUCGUCCGACUGAUCAGAUCGGGAGAAAUACCGAUCCCAUGGAUGCAAUAACUAUGAACAGGGAGUCAUACAAAGGCGGAACAGGCGAGAGAUUUGCCGCGGCUCGUCCAAGCGACCAGAUUCCCAGAAAUACCGAUCCCAUGGAAGGUACCACCAUGAACAGAGAAUCCUUCAAAGGUGGAACUGGUGAGAGAUUUGCAAUUGCUCGUCCGACUGAUCAGAUCGGGAGAAAUACCGAUCCUCUGGAAGGUACCACCAUGAACAGAGAAUCCUUCAAAGGUGGAACUGGUGAUAGAUUCGCAAUUGCUCGUCCGACUGAUCAGAUCGGGAGAAAUACCGAUCCCAUGGAUGCAAUAACUAUGAACAGGGAGUCAUACAAAGGCGGAACAGGCGAGAGAUUUGCCGCGGCUCGUCCAAGCGACCAGAUUCCCAGAAAUACCGAUCCCAUGGAAGGUACCACCAUGAACAGAGAAUCCUUCAAAGGUGGAACUGGUGAUAGAUUCGCAAUUGCUCGCCCACUGAGAUCGGGAGAAAUACAUCCCGAUAAUAGGUUAUUGUUCCCGAUCGAUCCGACUGAUCAGAUCGGGAGAAAUACCGAUCCUAUGGAAGGUACCACCAUGAACAGAGAAUCCUUCAAAGGUGGAACUGGUGAUAGAUUCGCAAUUGCUCGUCCGACUGAUCAGAUCGGGAGAAAUACCGAUCCCUAUGGAAGAGAAUCCUUCAAAGGUGGAACUGGUGAUAGAUUCGCAAUUGCUCGUCCGACUGAUCAGAUCGGGAGAAAUACCGAUCCCAUGGAAGGUACCACCAUGAACAGAGAAUCCUUCAAAGGUGGAACUGGUGAUAGAUUCGCAAUUGCUCGUCCGACUGAUCAGAUCGGGAGAAAUACCGAUCCCAUGGAUGCAAUAACUAUGAACAGGGAGUCAUACAAAGGCGGAACAGGCGAGAGAUUUGCCGCGGCUCGUCCAAGCGACCAGAUUCCCAGAAAUACCGAUCCCAUGGAAGGUACCACCAUGAACAGAGAAUCCUUCAAAGGUGGAACUGGUGAUAGAUUCGCAAUUGCUCGUCCGACUGAUCAGAUCGGGAGAAAUACCGAUCCCAUGGAUGCAAUAACUAUGAACAGGGAGUCAUACAAAGGCGGAACAGGCGAGAGAUUUGCCGCGGCUCGUCCAAGCGACCAGAUUCCCAGAAAUACCGAUCCCAUGGAAGGUACCACCAUGAACAGAGAAUCCUUCAAAGGUGGAACUGGUGAUAGAUUCGCAAUUGCUCGUCCGACUGAUCAGAUCGGGAGAAAUACCGAUCCCAUGGAAGGUACCACCAUGAACAGAGAAUCCUUCAAAGGUGGAACUGGUGAUAGAUUCGCAAUUGCUCGUCCGACUGAUCAGAUCGGGAGAAAUACCGAUCCCAUGGAAGGUACCACCAUGAACAGGGAGUCAUACAAAGGCGGAACAGGCGAGAGAUUUGCCGCGGCUCGUCCAAGCGACCAGAUUCCCAGAAAUACCGAUCCCAUGGAAGGUACCACCAUGAACAGAGAAUCCUUCAAAGGUGGAACUGGUGAUAGAUUCGCAAUUGCUCGUCCGACUGAUCAGAUCGGGAGAAAUACCGAUCCAAUGGAAGGUACCACCAUGAACAGAGAAUCCUUCAAAGGUGGAACUGGUGAGAGAUUUGCAAUUGCUCGUCCGACUGAUCAGAUCGGGAGAAAUACCGAUCCUAUGGAAGGUACCACCAUGAACAGAGAAUCCUUCAAAGGUGGAACUGGUGAUAGAUUCGCAAUUGCUCGUCCGACUGAUCAGAUCGGGAGAAAUACCGAUCCCAUGGAUGCAAUAACUAUGAACAGGGAGUCAUACAAAGGCGGAACAGGCGAGAGAUUUGCCGCGGCUCGUCCAAGCGACCAGAUUCCCAGAAAUACCGAUCCCAUGGAAGGUACCACCAUGAACAGAGAAUCCUUCAAAGGUGGAACUGGUGAUAGAUUCGCAAUUGCUCGUCCGACUGAUCAGAUCGGGAGAAAUACCGAUCCCAUGGAUGCAAUAACUAUGAACAGGGAGUCAUACAAAGGCGGAACAGGCGAGAGAUUUGCCGCGGCUCGUCCAAGCGACCAGAUUCCCAGAAAUACCGAUCCCAUGGAAGGUACCACCAUGAACAGAGAAUCCUUCAAAGGUGGAACUGGUGAUAGAUUCGCAAUUGCUCGUCCGACUGAUCAGAUCGGGAGAAAUACCGAUCCCAUGGAAGGUACCACCAUGAACAGAGAAUCCUUCAAAGGUGGAACUGGUGAUAGAUUCGCAAUUGCUCGUCCGACUGAUCAGAUCGGGAGAAAUACCGAUCCCAUGGAAGGUACCACCAUGAACAGAGAAUCCUUCAAAGGUGGAACUGGUGAUAGAUUCGCAAUUGCUCGUCCGACUGAUCAGAUCGGGAGAAAUACCGAUCCCAUGGAUGCAAUAACUAUGAACAGGGAGUCAUACAAAGGCGGAACAGGCGAGAGAUUUGCCGCGGCUCGUCCAAGCGACCAGAUUCCGAGAAAUACCGAUCCUAUGGAAGGUACCACCAUGAACAGAGAAUCCUUCAAAGGUGGAACUGGUGAUAGAUUCGCAAUUGCUCGUCCGACUGAUCAGAUCGGGAGAAAUACCGAUCCCAUGGAUGCAAUAACUAUGAACAGGGAGUCAUACAAAGGCGGAACAGGCGAGAGAUUUGCCGCGGCUCGUCCAAGCGACCAGAUUCCCAGAAAUACCGAUCCCAUGGAAGGUACCACCAUGAACAGAGAAUCCUUCAAAGGUGGAACUGGUGAUAGAUUCGCAAUUGCUCGUCCGACUGAUCAGAUCGGGAGAAAUACCGAUCCUAUGGAAGGUACCACCAUGAACAGAGAAUCCUUCAAAGGUGGAACUGGUGAUAGAUUCGCAAUUGCUCGUCCGACUGAUCAGAUCGGGAGAAAUACCGAUCCCAUGGAUGCAAUAACUAUGAACAGGGAGUCAUACAAAGGCGGAACAGGCGAGAGAUUUGCCGCGGCUCGUCCAAGCGACCAGAUUCCCAGAAAUACCGAUCCCAUGGAAGGUACCACCAUGAACAGAGAAUCCUUCAAAGGUGGAACUGGUGAUAGAUUCGCAAUUGCUCGUCCGACUGAUCAGAUCGGGAGAAAUACCGAUCCUAUGGAAGGUACCACCAUGAACAGAGAAUCCUUCAAAGGUGGAACUGGUGAUAGAUUCGCAAUUGCUCGUCCGACUGAUCAGAUCGGGAGAAAUACCGAUCCCAUGGAUGCAAUAACUAUGAACAGGGAGUCAUACAAAGGCGGAACAGGCGAGAGAUUUGCCGCGGCUCGUCCAAGCGACCAGAUUCCCAGAAAUACCGAUCCUAUGGAAGGUACCACCAUGAACAGAGAAUCCUUCAAAGGUGGAACUGGUGAUAGAUUCGCAAUUGCUCGUCCGACUGAUCAGAUCGGGAGAAAUACCGAUCCCAUGGAUGCAAUAACUAUGAACAGGGAGUCAUACAAAGGCGGAACAGGCGAGAGAUUUGCCGCGGCUCGUCCAAGCGACCAGAUUCCCAGAAAUACCGAUCCCAUGGAAGGUACCACCAUGAACAGAGAAUCCUUCAAAGGUGGAACUGGUGAUAGAUUCGCAAUUGCUCGUCCGACUGAUCAGAUCGGGAGAAAUACCGAUCCUAUGGAAGGUACCACCAUGAACAGAGAAUCCUUCAAAGGUGGAACUGGUGAUAGAUUCGCAAUUGCUCGUCCGACUGAUCAGAUCGGGAGAAAUACCGAUCCCAUGGAAGGUACCACCAUGAACAGAGAAUCCUUCAAAGGUGGAACUGGUGAUAGAUUCGCAAUUGCUCGUCCGACUGAUCAGAUCGGGAGAAAUACCGAUCCCAUGGAUGCAAUAACUAUGAACAGGGAGUCAUACAAAGGCGGAACAGGCGAGAGAUUUGCCGCGGCUCGUCCAAGCGACCAGAUUCCCAGAAAUACCGAUCCUAUGGAAGGUACCACCAUGAACAGAGAAUCCUUCAAAGGUGGAACUGGUGAGAGAUUUGCAAUUGCUCGUCCGACUGAUCAGAUCGGGAGAAAUACCGAUCCCAUGGAAGGUACCACCAUGAACAGAGAAUCCUUCAAAGGUGGAACUGGUGAUAGAUUCGCAAUUGCUCGUCCGACUGAUCAGAUCGGGAGAAAUACCGAUCCCAUGGAAGGAAUAACUAUGAACAGAAUCUUCAAAGGGGAAGGGUUUGGAACUGGUGAUAGAUUUGCAAUUGUUCGUCCGACUGAUCAGAUCGGGAGAAAUACCGAUCCCAUGGAAGGUACCACCAUGAACAGAGAAUCCUUCAAAGGUGGAACUGGUGAGAGAUUUGCAAUUGCUCGUCCGACUGAUCAGAUCGGGAGAAAUACCGAUCCUAUGGAAGGUACCACCAUGAACAGAGAAUCCUUCAAAGGUGGAACUGGUGAUAGAUUCGCAAUUGCUCGUCCGACUGAUCAGAUCGGGAGAAAUACCGAUCCCAUGGAUGCAAUAACUAUGAACAGGGAGUCAUACAAAGGCGGAACAGGCGAGAGAUUUGCCGCGGCUCGUCCAAGCGACCAGAUUCCCAGAAAUACCGAUCCUAUGGAAGGUACCACCAUGAACAGAGAAUCCUUCAAAGGUGGAACUGGUGAUAGAUUCGCAAUUGCUCGUCCGACUGAUCAGAUCGGGAGAAAUACCGAUCCUAUGGAAGGUACCACCAUGAACAGAGAAUCCUUCAAAGGUGGAACUGGUGAUAGAUUCGCAAUUGCUCGUCCGACUGAUCAGAUCGGGAGAAAUACCGAUCCCAUGGAUGCAAUAACUAUGAACAGGGAGUCAUACAAAGGCGGAACAGGCGAGAGAUUUGCCGCGGCUCGUCCAAGCGACCAGAUUCCCAGAAAUACCGAUCCUAUGGAAGGUACCACCAUGAACAGAGAAUCCUUCAAAGGUGGAACUGGUGAUAGAUUCGCAAUUGCUCGUCCGACUGAUCAGAUCGGGAGAAAUACCGAUCCCAUGGAAGGUACCACCAUGAACAGAGAAUCCUUCAAAGGUGGAACUGGUGAUAGAUUCGCAAUUGCUCGUCCGACUGAUCAGAUCGGGAGAAAUACCGAUCCCAUGGAAGGUACCACCAUGAACAGAGAAUCCUUCAAAGGUGGAACUGGUGAUAGAUUCGCAAUUGCUCGUCCGACUGAUCAGAUCGGGAGAAAUACCGAUCCCAUGGGAAGGUACCACCAUGAACAGAUUUGCGCAAUUGCUCGUCCGACUGAUCAGAUCGGGAGAAAUACCGAUCCCAUGGAAGGUACCACCAUGAACAGAGAAUCCUUCAAAGGUGGAACUGGUGAUAGAUUCGCAAUUGCUCGUCCGACUGAUCAGAUCGGGAGAAAUACCGAUCCCAUGGAAGGUACCACCAUGAACAGAGAAUCCUUCAAAGGUGGAACUGGUGAUAGAUUCGCAAUUGCUCGUCCGACUGAUCAGAUCGGGAGAAAUACCGAUCCCUAUGGAAGAGAAUCCUUCAAAGGUGGAACUGGUGAUAGAUUCGCAAUUGCUCGUCCGACUGAUCAGAUGGAGAAAUACCGAUCUAUGGAAGGUACCACCAUGAACAGAGAAUCCUUCAAAGGUGGAACUGGUGAUAGAUUCGCAAUUGCUCGUCCGACUGAUCAGAUCGGGAGAAAUACCGAUCCCAUGGAAACCAUGAACAGAGAAUCCUUCAAAGGUGGAACUGGUGAUAGAUUCGCAAUUGCUCGUCCGACUGAUCAGAUCGGGAGAAAUACCGAUCCUAUGGAAGGUACCACCAUGAACAGAGAAUCCUUCAAAGGUGGAACUGGUGAUAGAUUCGCAAUUGCUCGUCCGACUGAUCAGAUCGGGAGAAAUACCGAUCCCAUGGAAGCAAAAACAAUGAACAGAGAAUCCUUCAAAGGUGGAACUGGUGAGAGAUUUGCAAUUGCUCGUCCGACUGAUCAGAUCGGGAGAAAUACCGAUCCUAUGGAAGGUACCACCAUGAACAGAGAAUCCUUCAAAGGUGGAACUGGUGAUAGAUUCGCAAUUGCUCGUCCGACUGAUCAGAUCGGGAGAAAUACCGAUCCCAUGGAUGCAAUAACUAUGAACAGGGAGUCAUACAAAGGCGGAACAGGCGAGAGAUUUGCCGCGGCUCGUCCAAGCGACCAGAUUCCCAGAAAUACCGAUCCCAUGGAAGGUACCACCAUGAACAGAGAAUCCUUCAAAGGUGGAACUGGUGAUAGAUUUGCAAUUGCUCGUCCGACUGAUCAGAUCGGGAGAAAUACCGAUCCUAUGGAAGGUACCACCAUGAACAGAGAAUCCUUCAAAGGUGGAACUGGUGAUAGAUUCGCAAUUGCUCGUCCGACUGAUCAGAUCGGGAGAAAUACCGAUCCCAUGGAUGCAAUAACUAUGAACAGGGAGUCAUACAAAGGCGGAACAGGCGAGAGAUUUGCCGCGGCUCGUCCAAGCGACCAGAUUCCCAGAAAUACCGAUCCCAUGGAAGGUACCACCAUGAACAGAGAAUCCUUCAAAGGUGGAACUGGUGAUAGAUUCGCAAUUGCUCGUCCGACUGAUCAGAUCGGGAGAAAUACCGAUCCCAUGGAAGGUACCACCAUGAACAGAGAAUCCUUCAAAGGUGGAACUGGUGAUAGAUUCGCAAUUGCUCGUCCGACUGAUCAGAUCGGGAGAAAUACCGAUCCCAUGGAAGGUACCACCAUGAACAGAGAAUCCUUCAAAGGUGGAACUGGUGAUAGAUAUGCAAUUGUUCGUCCGACUGAUCAGAUCGGGAGAAAUACCGAUCCCAUGGAAGGUACCACCAUGAACAGAGAAUCCUUCAAAGGUGGAACUGGUGAUAGAUUCGCAAUUGCUCGUCCGACUGAUCAGAUCGGGAGAAAUACCGAUCCCAUGGAUGCAAUAACUAUGAACAGGCGAGAGAUUUGCAUGGCUCGUCCAAGCGCCGUUCCCAGAAAUACCGAUCCCAUGGAAGGUACCACCAUGAACAGAGAAUCCUUCAAAGGUGGAACUGGUGAUAGAUUCGCAAUUGCUCGUCCGACUGAUCAGAUCGGGAGAAAUACCGAUCCUAUGGAAGGUACCACCAUGAACAGAGAAUCCUUCAAAGGUGGAACUGGUGAUAGAUUCGCAAUUGCUCGUCCGACUGAUCAGAUCGGGAGAAAUACCGAUCCCAUGGAUGCAAUAACUAUGAACAGGGAGUCAUACAAAGGCGGAACAGGCGAGAGAUUUGCCGCGGCUCGUCCAAGCGACCAGAUUCCCAGAAAUACCGAUCCUAUGGAAGGUACCACCAUGAACAGAGAAUCCUUCAAAGGUGGAACUGGUGAUAGAUUCGCAAUUGCUCGUCCGACUGAUCAGAUCGGGAGAAAUACCGAUCCCAUGGAUGCAAUAACUAUGAACAGGGAGUCAUACAAAGGCGGAACAGGCGAGAGAUUUGCCGCGGCUCGUCCAAGCGACCAGAUUCCCAGAAAUACCGAUCCCAUGGAAGGUACCACCAUGAACAGAGAAUCCUUCAAAGGUGGAACUGGUGAUAGAUUCGCAAUUGCUCGUCCGACUGAUCAGAUCGGGAGAAAUACCGAUCCCAUGGAUGCAAUAACUAUGAACAGGGAGUCAUACAAAGGCGGAACAGGCGAGAGAUUUGCCGCGGCUCGUCCAAGCGACCAGAUUCCCAGAAAUACCGAUCCUAUGGAAGGUACCACCAUGAACAGAGAAUCCUUCAAAGGUGGAACUGGUGAUAGAUUCGCAAUUGCUCGUCCGACUGAUCAGAUCGGGAGAAAUACCGAUCCUAUGGAAGGUACCACCAUGAACAGAGAAUCCUUCAAAGGUGGAACUGGUGAUAGAUUCGCAAUUGCUCGUCCGACUGAUCAGAUCGGGAGAAAUACCGAUCCCAUGGAUGCAAUAACUAUGAACAGGGAGUCAUACAAAGGCGGAACAGGCGAGAGAUUUGCCGCGGCUCGUCCAAGCGACCAGAUUCCCAGAAAUACCGAUCCCAUGGAAGGUACCACCAUGAACAGAGAAUCCUUCAAAGGUGGAACUGGUGAUAGAUUCGCAAUUGCUCGUCCGACUGAUCAGAUCGGGAGAAAUACCGAUCCUAUGGAAGGUACCACCAUGAACAGAGAAUCCUUCAAAGGUGGAACUGGUGAUAGAUUCGCAAUUGCUCGUCCGACUGAUCAGAUCGGGAGAAAUACCGAUCCCAUGGAUGCAAUAACUAUGAACAGGGAGUCAUACAAAGGCGGAACAGGCGAGAGAUUUGCCGCGGCUCGUCCAAGCGACCAGAUUCCCAGAAAUACCGAUCCCAUGGAAGGUACCACCAUGAACAGAGAAUCCUUCAAAGGUGGAACUGGUGAUAGAUUCGCAAUUGCUCGUCCGACUGAUCAGAUCGGGAGAAAUACCGAUCCUAUGGAAGGUACCACCAUGAACAGAGAAUCCUUCAAAGGUGGAACUGGUGAUAGAUUCGCAAUUGCUCGUCCGACUGAUCAGAUCGGGAGAAAUACCGAUCCCAUGGAAGGUACCACCAUGAACAGAGAAUCCUUCAAAGGUGGAACUGGUGAUAGAUUCGCAAUUGCUCGUCCGACUGAUCAGAUCGGGAGAAAUACCGAUCCCAUGGAUGCAAUAACUAUGAACAGGGAGUCAUACAAAGGCGGAACAGGCGAGAGAUUUGCCGCGGCUCGUCCAAGCGACCAGAUUCCCAGAAAUACCGAUCCUAUGGAAGGUACCACCAUGAACAGAGAAUCCUUCAAAGGUGGAACUGGUGAUAGAUUCGCAAUUGCUCGUCCGACUGAUCAGAUCGGGAGAAAUACCGAUCCCAUGGAUGCAAUAACUAUGAACAGGGAGUCAUACAAAGGCGGAACAGGCGAGAGAUUUGCCGCGGCUCGUCCAAGCGACCAGAUUCCCAGAAAUACCGAUCCCAUGGAAGGUACCACCAUGAACAGAGAGUGCUUGGCGACUGACGAUCGGGAAUACCGAUCUGAGGAAGUUUCAGAGAGUCCUUCAAAGGUGGAACUGGUGAUAGAUUCGCAAUUGCUCGUCCGAGCUGAUCAGAUCGGGAGAAAUACCGAUCCCAUGGAAGGUACCACCAUGAACAGAGAAUCCUUCAAAGGUGGAACUGGUGAUAGAUUCGCAAUUGCUCGUCCGACUGAUCAGAUCGGGAGAAAUACCGAUCCUAUGGAAGGUACCACCAUGAACAGAGAAUCCUUCAAAGGUGGAACUGGUGAUAGAUUUGCAAUUGCUCGUCCGACUGAUCAGAUCGGGAGAAAUACCGAUCCUAUGGAAGGUACCACCAUGAACAGAGAAUCCUUCAAAGGUGGAACUGGUGAUAGAUUCGCAAUUGCUCGUCCGACUGAUCAGAUCGGGAGAAAUACCGAUCCCAUGGAUGCAAUAACUAUGAACAGAGAGAAGCCAUUUCAGGAGUCCUACAAAGGCGGAACAGGCGAGAGAUUUGCCGCGGCUCGUCCAACCGACCAGAUUCCCAGAAAUACCGAUCCUAUGGAAGGUACCACCAUGAACAGAGAAUCCUUCAAAGGUGGAACUGGUGAUAGAUUCGCAAUUGCUCGUCCGACUGAUCAGAUCGGGAGAAAUACCGAUCCCAUGGAAGGUACCACCAUGAACAGAGAAUCCUUCAAAGGUGGAACUGGUGAUAGAUUCGCAAUUGCUCGUCCGACUGAUCAGAUCGGGAGAAAUACCGAUCCCAUGGAUGCAAUAACUAUGAACAGGGAGUCAUACAAAGGCGGAACAGGCGAGAGAUUUGCCGCGGCUCGUCCAAGCGACCAGAUUCCCAGAAAUACCGAUCCUAUGGAAGGUACCACCAUGAACAGAGAAUCCUUCAAAGGUGGAACUGGUGAUAGAUUCGCAAUUGCUCGUCCGACUGAUCAGAUCGGGAGAAAUACCGAUCCCAUGGAUGCAAUAACUAUGAACAGGGAGUCAUACAAAGGCGGAACAGGCGAGAGAUUUGCCGCGGCUCGUCCAAGCGACCAGAUUCCCAGAAAUACCGAUCCCAUGGAAGGUACCACCAUGAACAGAGAAUCCUUCAAAGGUGGAACUGGUGAUAGAUUUGCAAUUGCUCGUCCGACUGAUCAGAUCGGGAGAAAUACCGAUCCUAUGGAAGGUACCACCAUGAACAGAGAAUCCUUCAAAGGUGGAACUGGUGAUAGAUUCGCAAUUGCUCGUCCGACUGAUCAGAUCGGGAGAAAUACCGAUCCCAUGGAAGGUACCACCAUGAACAGAGAAUCCUUCAAAGGUGGAACUGGUGAGAGAUAUGCAAUUGCUCGUCCGACUGAUCAGAUCGGGAGAAAUACCGAUCCCAUGGAAGGUACCACCAUGAACAGAGAAUCCUUCAAAGGUGGAACUGGUGAUAGAUUCGCAAUUGCUCGUCCGACUGAUCAGAUCGGGAGAAAUACCGAUCCCAUGGAUGCAAUAACUAUGAACAGAGAAUCCUUCAAAGGUGGAACUGGUGAUAGAUUCGCAAUUGCUCGUCCGACUGAUCAGAUCGGGAGAAAUACCGAUCCCAUGGAUGCAAUAACUAUGAACAGGGAGUCAUACAAAGGCGGAACAGGCGAGAGAUUUGCCGGCUCGUCCAAGCGACCAGAUUCCCAGAAAUACCGAUCCCAUGGAAGAGAAUCCUUCAAAGGUGGAACUGGUGAUAGAUUCGCAAUUGCUCGUCCGACUGAUCAGAUCGGGAGAAAUACCGAUCCCAUGGAUGCAAUAACUAUGAACAGGGAGUCAUACAAAGGCGGAACAGGCGAGAGAUUUGCCGCGGCUCGUCCAAGCGACCAGAUUCCCAGAAAUACCGAUCCCAUGGAAGGUACCACCAUGAACAGAGAAUCCUUCAAAGGUGGAACUGGUGAUAGAUUCGCAAUUGCUCGUCCGACUGAUCAGAUCGGGAGAAAUACCGAUCCCAUGGAUGCAAUAACUAUGAACAGAGAGAAGCCAUUCCAGGGAGUCAUACAAAGGCGGAACAGGCGAGAGAUUUGCCGCGGCUCGUCCAAGCGACCAGAUUCGAGAAAUACCGAUCCCAUGGAAGGUACCACCAUGAACAGAGAAUCCUUCAAAGGUGGAACUGGUGAUAGAUUCGCAAUUGCUCGUCCGACUGAUCAGAUCGGGAGAAAUACCGAUCCCAUGGAUGCAAUAACUAUGAACAGGGAGUCCUACAAAGGCGGAACAGGCGAGAGAUUUGCCAUGGCUCGUCCAACCGACCAGAUCCGCAGAAAUACCGAUCCCAUGGAAGGUACCACCAUGAACAGAGAAUCCUUCAAAGGUGGAACUGGUGAUAGAUUCGCAAUUGCUCGUCCGACUGAUCAGAUCGGGAGAAAUACCGAUCCCAUGGAAGGUACCACCAUGAACAGAGAAUCCUUCAAAGGUGGAACUGGUGAUAGAUUCGCAAUUGCUCGUCCGACUGAUCAGAUCGGGAGAAAUACCGAUCCCAUGGAAGGUACCACCAUGAACAGAGAAUCCUUCAAAGGUGGAACUGGUGAUAGAUUCGCAAUUGCUCGUCCGACUGAUCAGAUCGGGAGAAAUACCGAUCCCAUGGAAGAGAGUCCUUCAAAGGUGGAACUGGUGAGAGAUUUGCCAAUUGCUCGUCCGACUGAUCAGAUCGGGAGAAAUACCGAUCCCAUGGAAGGUACCACCAUGAACAGAGAAUCCUUCAAAGGUGGAACUGGUGAUAGAUUCGCAAUUGCUCGUCCGACUGAUCAGAUCGGGAGAAAUACCGAUCCCAUGGAUGCAAUAACUAUGAACAGGGAGUCAUACAAAGGCGGAACAGGCGAGAGAUUUGCCGCGGCUCGUCCAAGCGACCAGAUUCCCAGAAAUACCGAUCCUAUGGAAGGUACCACCAUGAACAGAGAAUCCUUCAAAGGUGGAACUGGUGAUAGAUUCGCAAUUGCUCGUCCGACUGAUCAGAUCGGGAGAAAUACCGAUCCUAUGGAAGGUACCACCAUGAACAGAGAAUCCUUCAAAGGUGGAACUGGUGAUAGAUUCGCAAUUGCUCGUCCGACUGAUCAGAUCGGGAGAAAUACCGAUCCCAUGAGUGGAUGCAAUAACCAUGAACAGAUCGGGAGAAAUACCGAUCCUAUGGAAGGUACCACCAUGAACAGAGAAUCCUUCAAAGGUGGAACUGGUGAUAGAUUCGCAAUUGCUCGUCCGACUGAUCAGAUCGGGAGAAAUACCGAUCCCAUGGAUGCAAUAACUAUGAACAGGGAGUCAUACAAAGGCGGAACAGGCGAGAGAUUUGCCGCGGCUCGUCCAAGCGACCAGAUUCCCAGAAAUACCGAUCCCAUGGAAGGUACCACCAUGAACAGAGAAUCCUUCAAAGGUGGAACUGGUGAGAGAUUUGCAAUUGCUCGUCCGACUGAUCAGAUCGGGAGAAAUACCGAUCCUAUGGAAGGUACCACCAUGAACAGAGAAUCCUUCAAAGGUGGAACUGGUGAUAGAUUCGCAAUUGCUCGUCCGACUGAUCAGAUCGGGAGAAAUACCGAUCCCUAUGGAAGAGAAUCCUUCAAAGGUGGAACUGGUGAUAGAUUCGCAAUUGCUCGUCCGACUGAUCAGAUCGGGAGAAAUACCGAUCCCAUGGAUGCAAUAACUAUGAACAGGGAGUCAUACAAAGGCGGAACAGGCGAGAGAUUUGCCGCGGCUCGUCCAAGCGACCAGAUUCCCAGAAAUACCGAUCCUAUGGAAGGUACCACCAUGAACAGAGAAUCCUUCAAAGGUGGAACUGGUGAUAGAUUCGCAAUUGCUCGUCCGACUGAUCAGAUCGGGAGAAAUACCGAUCCCUAUGGAAGAGAAUCCUUCAAAGGUGGAACUGGUGAUAGAUUCGCAAUUGCUCGUCCGACUGAUCAGAUCGGGAGAAAUACCGAUCCCAUGGAUGCAAUAACUAUGAACAGGGAGUCAUACAAAGGCGGAACAGGCGAGAGAUUUGCCGCGGCUCGUCCAAGCGACCAGAUUCCCAGAAAUACCGAUCCCAUGGAAGGUACCACCAUGAACAGAGAAUCCUUCAAAGGUGGAACUGGUGAGAGAUUUGCAAUUGCUCGUCCGACUGAUCAGAUCGGGAGAAAUACCGAUCCUAUGGAAGGUACCACCACGAACAACGGAACAUGGGACGGUGGAGGAACUGGGGGAGUCCGUGUUCGUGUUAACACCAAUAGAGCAAUGAACAACGACUCUUUCAAGAAACUUACGAGCCGAAUUGGACGACAUUUACGGAUGAGAAGAUGUGGAUCAGCACCAGCUUUGACUAUUCAUUGCUUACACUUCAAAAUCAAGUCACGAUGA
Necator americanus (New World hookworm) is the source of this 14958-nucleotide messenger RNA. RefSeq lists its product as uncharacterized. NCBI's taxonomy places the organism in Eukaryota, Metazoa, Nematoda, Chromadorea, Rhabditida, Ancylostomatidae. The record is from RefSeq and is a predicted model, not a curated record. The transcript is spliced from 148 exons. The coding region runs from base 1 to 14958 and encodes 4985 amino acids. Gene Ontology annotation, molecular function: microtubule binding. Gene Ontology annotation, cellular component: cytoskeleton; sperm flagellum; ciliary basal body.